This is a messenger RNA of Mauremys mutica (yellowpond turtle), 6202 nucleotides long. RefSeq names its product shroom family member 2 (gene SHROOM2). Gene Ontology annotation, biological process: actin filament organization. The transcript is spliced from 11 exons. Gene Ontology annotation, molecular function: actin filament binding. The coding region runs from base 100 to 5448 and encodes 1782 amino acids. NCBI's taxonomy places the organism in Eukaryota, Metazoa, Chordata, Testudines, Geoemydidae. Gene Ontology annotation, cellular component: cortical actin cytoskeleton; adherens junction; apical junction complex. The record is from RefSeq and is a predicted model, not a curated record.
UCCUAGGUCAGCCGCCGCACGCUGGAUCCGGCUAGGAAGAAGCGGAGACAUUUGGGCAGGAACCUGCCUGUAGAGUAGCCGCAGCAGCUCGGCAGCGCCAUGGAGAACGUGGAGCUCAGAGGCGGACCGGAGAGAUUUCCAGACAAAGAUCCCCGGCUGAAUGCAGUGUUUGUGGAUCAGGGGCAGAUGAUGAUGAUGAUGAUGGUGGAGCAGAGGGGAGGGGAUGGGUACAAAUUGGUGGAAGUGUUGCUGACUGGAGGGGCUCCUUGGGGCUUCACCUUAAAAGGAGGAAGAGAGCAUGGGGAACCUCUCAUCAUCACCAAGAUUGAAGAAGGGAGCAAAGCUGCAGCUGUUGACAAGUUACUGGCUGGAGACGAAAUUGUCAGCAUCAAUGACGUGGGCCUCUCCGGGUUCAGACAAGAGGCGAUCUGUCUGGUGAAGGGAUCUCACAAGACUCUAAAGCUAAUAGUGAAAAGAAGAAAUGAUCUAGCCUGCAGGCCCCACUCCUGGCAUGCAACCAAAUUCACAGAGAAUCAGCCUGAGGCAGCCACGUCACAGCUCUCCUCAACCAAUGUCUGCACUUCCUGGCACUCCCGGUAUCAUGCAAGCUCCUCCUCUCAUGACCUGUCAAACUCAUGGGAUCAGUCAAAUCUGCAUCGCACGUCUGAGCGAUUCAGUUCCCUGGGAAGUAUGGACAGCUGGGACCACACUCUCCAAACAUCCCAGUAUGGAAGGCUUUCCUCUGCAAAGUCCAACAAUAGCAUUGAUCAUGUAGGGAACCAAAGCAAGCGGGAUUCCGCCUAUGGCUCUUUCUCCACUAGUUCGAGUACCCCUGAUCACACUCUGUCCAACAUGGAUGCUGCUUCAACGGAGAACAUGCUGUACAAAGUAGGCCACUGGGACACUGCAAAGCAUGGAAACAACAAGACUGGCCAGUUAGUGAAUGAUAACAGUGGACUGGAGGACAAACAUGGGUACUUGCCACUUCCCAUUCAAUAUGAGACUAGAAAGAGCCCUAGAUUGGAGGAACAGCCUGAUUCCAAGCUCUCUGGUUCUGGAAGAUCAAGUUUUGGACCUAUCUGGCAUGUUCCUGAUAAAAAAUCAUCCUCCCCUCCACCACCACCUCCACCUCUCCGUAGUGACAGUUUUGCAAUUACCAAAGGCCAUGAGAAGGCCCAUGGUUCAGUGUACUCAGAGGGUGCCAGCACCCAGCACUUUACAGUUCUGAACCAAUCUCCGCAUAGGAGGGACUGGAUCUCAGAAACUGCAGAACAACCAAGAAGACCUGUUAGGGCAAGUGACAGGAGCACAGAUGGAAAGAGGGUCAAUAAUUCCAAUUACAAAUCUGAUAUUAGUGUGGACUACAAUUUGGUCUCUGCUGGUGAUAGGUACAACAAUAAUUCAGGAAAUGCUAACAGACUGCAGUCCUCUUUGUCCAGCACUGAUGUUCGGUUUGCACAGCCUGCUUACGGUUACCACCACCAGCGCCAAUACAGCGAUGAAAGCACUUUCUUUCACCAUGCAAGGGCUUCGACUUCGCCUAAAGAGCAGCGACAUGUUUCCUCUUACAGUGGCAAUAAAGAGCUACCUGCCAACCACUUUCACUGCUACAGUCCAAACCAAGCCAGAAUGUUCAGUGCUUCUUCUAACAAUGAUGCAGCUGAACAGAAGGUGGACAACACUGGACAGAGUCGUUAUUAUUGUGUCACAGCAAAACAGCCUACCCAGGGAAGCUCACGGCCACUACAGCUCAAGGAUGAAUGUUGGAAACCUGGAAUAGGGGCUGAUGUUUCCCCUGGACCACAUGAAAAUCCUGCCGUAGUCACAAUGGUCCAAAAACCAAAGUACUAUUUACCGCAACAACCUGUCGAGCCUUUGCUAGAAGGGCGCGAGAAGAGUGGUUACUAUGUAGUGGACAGUGGAGGGGAUGUUAAGUCUACUGUAGUGGAAGAUCCUAAAAAAACAAGUUUUACUGAAAAACCUGGUCAAAAGCAAAACUUUGGCAGUUUCGAGGAAAAUGACAAUAGCUACAAUCAGCAGGAGUGUACAAAGAGCUGUGUCCCUAUCACUGAACACAGAGCGGCCCAAAAAGAAAUCAAGUGGCGACCAGAAGACAGUAGUAAGAUUUCUGCUCAGAAGACCCCAAUUUUGCACUCUUUAGCUCAGGAAGGGAAAAACCACUCUGACAACUGCCUGGAAACUGGAAUGGAUAGACAGCCCCCGUUUGAUACGCAUACAGCUAAGCAGGCACGCAGAAGUGAUCGCUUUGCAACAACCCUGAGAAACGAGAUCCAAAUGAGGCGAGCGAAGCUGCAGAAAAGCAAAAGCACUGCUACCUUAAUAGGGUCAAGCGAAACAGAAGAGGACACUGAAAACUGGAAACCAGAUUCAGUGGAGAACUUAAACACGCCUUCAGAGAGCUCUUUUACCGGCUCCUACACGGAUCACCUGAAGGAGGCCCAGGCCAGGGUCCUGAGGGCUACUUCCUUCAAACGGCGGGACUUGGAACCUAGCCCUGCUGAUUAUCUCCCCAGGUCACCAGAACGGAAGACAAAUAAUUGCAACUCUUCCUUGUUGGCUUGGGUUUCUGAAGAUGUGUCAGGUUUUCUUGAGGCUAUGCAGGCUAAACCAAACUCAUCAGGGGGUGGCACUCAUCAUAUCUCCCGCAUUGGAGCUAGGAAGAGGUUCACAGCAGAACAAAAACUGAAGUCUUACUCUGAACCAGAGAAGAUGAAUGAAGUGGGGGUGUCAGAAGAUGACUGCCAUCCCCACCGCCGUCCAAAUACAUCUGACGAAGCCCUGGGCUCUUUUGCAGAUAAGUGGAAAUUCUUUGAAGAAACAAGUAAGCCCACAUAUCGUAAGUCUGCACAGAAACAAACUCCCUACAGUCUGCCUGAGAGGCCUGAUAAAAAAGCUCAUGGACAUGAGGGUGAGGAGUCUUGGUAUGAUAGACGGGCUCGGGCAGCCUCUUUUGGAAUUGAAAGUACACGAGCUGCAAAAGAUCAUGUCCAUUACCUUGCUCACAAGUCUGCAGACAAAGUGGUGAAAACUGAACAGCCUCAGAGGUUGGGAACAUUUGCAGAAUAUCAGGCAUCCUGGAAAGAGCAGAGGACACCUCUAGAGCCAAGGAGUUCAGGAAAGUACCAUUCAGCUGAUAACAUCCUUGAUGCAAGCCAUGAGCAGCAUGAGAAACCCCAGUACACACAUGAGAGAUCCAGAUCGUCUCCUUCUACUGAUAUCUACAAACAGGAAGUCACAGUUGAAGUAAGGAGGCAAACCGAGGAUUCAGGGGAAGAUGGGGAGUGUAUUUCCUCCAAAACUAACACUGAUGAGCAGAAUUGCACUCUAAGCUUCUUUUCUCAGCUCACAGUAUCUCUCCAGCCUCCCCUAAGCAGAGAACAACCCUGCCUUCUUUCUGGGUCUCUGAGGCAAGCUGAUACAGGAUUCCCAGAAGAUAACCCAGGAGAACAAAGGGCUCAGCUGGACCAAAAUUUAGGACCCAAAUGGAAGGCAUCUGUUAGAGCAUUUCAAACAAGAGAACCUAUUGUCUUGUCUCAAGAGAGCCGGGGAAGAUCCGGGACAUUGCCCAGUGAUUACAGAUACUCCCAGGAAAACGUGAAUGAGAAAAGCAAGGAUUGCAGCUUGCCCCUUCUCACUUAUUCUGAGCCGCAGACACUGCAGGAGAGCCACUCCUGUCCGCCACAAGGCAGAGGAGAGGAAAGUCAGUGGACAGAGCUGACAUUGCUGAACAAGAGACGUGGACCUGCCCCUCAGAGGCCUCCCCCACCCAAACGAGAUAAUAAACACAGGAGCCAGGACAAUUCCACCUCACUCAGCAUCUCUUCAGAAUCACUGCUGGCAGUACCCAGGAAGCCCAUUCAGUCCAUUUCCCCCAGCUCUGGUGAGGUAAUUACAGGUUACGUUCAGAGUCCUGCAGCAUUCAGUGGAAAACUAAAGAGCGCUCAUCCUCAGGGGCUCCGGCAAACAGCAUCCACAGAGAAUGUGUGUCAGCACUUAGAAGAGAAAGCACAUCUUAAAUCUGAACCUGUAUUGUCUUCAAAGUAUCGCUACCUUCAGAAACCUGGAAUGGAGACAUCAAGGUCCCCUUCACCUCAGUUUGCGCCACAGAAGCUGACUGACAAGCCUCCUGUAUCUGUCCAGGAUGAGAACCCAGCAAGAAUUGAAAGAGUGAUUGAUAACAACACUACAGUAAAAAUGGUUCCCAUCAAGAUAGUUCAUUCUGAGAGCAAUGCAGAAAAGGAAAGUCGCCAGAACCUCGUGAGCACCAUGGAGCCUCCUGCCUUACCUAGUGGUUUGGAGAAGGACCAGAUUAAAACACUCAGUACGUCUGAGCAAUCCUACUCGCGUUUCUGUGCUUACACAAGGCGGGGUAUAGAACCAGAGCCUGAGAGCAAAACCAGACCUCCUGACUUGCAAUCAGCUGAAGCACUUGGGAACAACUUGAAGGACAGCGAUGCCUCCAUCCCUGUAAUCAGCUACGUGAAGGCCAAAGAGAAGACCUUUGAAGACUGGAAGUCUGAGGAACUAGCCAGAGAGAUUGUGGGAAAGGAUAAAUCUCUAGCAGAUAUUUUGGAUCCUACUGUGAAAAUAAAAACUACGAUGGAUCUGAUGGUGGGAAUCUUCCCUAAAGAUGAACACCUCUUAGAAGAAGCUCAACAACGCAGAAAGCUCCUACCAAAAGUUCCUUCUCCAAAAAUUACAGAGGAAAAGAAAGAGGAGCAGGGCAUGCCUUCUGCCAUCUCCUUGACAACCAAUUCCACUUACUACAGCACGUCUGCACCAAAAGCAGAAUUGCUGAUUAAAAUGAAGGACAUGCAGGAGCAACAGCAGCAGCAGAGUGAAGAGGAUUCUGAAGAUGAGCUUGAUCAUGACUUGUCAGAAAAGAAGCAGAAACUCAUUGACAGCAUUAGUAGGAAGCUGCAGGUGCUGCGCGAAGCUCGGGAAACACUCCUGGAAGACAUCCAAGCGAACAAUGCACUAGGAGAUGAGGUGGAGGCUAUUGUGAAAGAGGUCUGCAAACCUAAUGAGUUUGACAAGUUCAGGAUGUUCAUCGGGGACCUGGACAAAGUGGUCAACCUGCUGCUGUCACUGUCAGGUCGUCUGGCUCGUGUGGAAAAUGCCCUGAAUAACUUGGAUGAAAAUGCCUCUCCUGAAGAACGGCGGACAUUGAUAGAGAAGCAGAAACUGCUGACUCAGCAGCAUGAAGAUGCGAAGGAACUGAAGGAAAACCUGGACCGACGGGAGCGGAUUGUCUUUGACAUUUUGGCUAACUAUCUAAGUGAAGAGAGCCUAGCAGAUUAUGAGCACUUUGUAAAGAUGAAGUCAGCCCUUAUCAUUGAGCAGAGAGAGCUAGAGGACAAGAUCAAGCUGGGGGAGGAGCAACUCAAGUGUCUGACCGACAGCCUCCAACCUGAAAGGCUCAAAUAAGAGGUCAAGGCCUGACCAAAGACUUGAAAACUGGUGGUUGGGCACAGUUUCCAAGUAUGCAAGUGAAACCCCUGACUUGUAUCUGUGUCUAAUAGACGGAGUUAGACAAGAGAAAAAUAGCUACUCUAGCAAUAAUGAUCUUUCUUGUUGUUUGGAUGAUGUAUUUAAUUUUUAAACCCUCUUUUUAAUCCCCGACUCUACAGCUGUUCUUUGUGUCUCAGCCUAUCCUAUAGAAAGUUCUGCAGGAGACAGAGGAUAGAUUCUAAGCUUUGAAUUCAGUAUAUUGUGAAGUCUGUUGCAAUAGUGCAUGCAAACAAUAACGGUUUUCAGAAUAAGUUGUGAUAGUCUUUAUUGUCUUCAGAUGCUGCACAAACUGCUGGGAAGCCCAAAAGCAAAUGAAUAAAGAAGCUCUAAUUUUAGGGCUUUUUCUUUUACAGUCACAUCAAGUAGGAGAAGUGUGUGUCAUGUCUGAUACUAUAUUCAGGUUGCUCUCACUUUGAUCCUGGUACAUCAGACGCUUUUUCUUUGUAACGUAUCUCAUAAGAAAAGUUCUGACUUUCUCCUUUCAGAAAAUAAUUUCAAAACCAAUCUCAGCUGGCUACAGGCUAAAGCAACUUGAAAAUCAUUUAAGAUCUAUGUUACUGAAGUUAAGAACACAUGGUUUAGAGAGUAUCAGAGGGGUAGCCGUCUUAGUCUGGAUCUGUAAAAGCAAAGAAUCCUGUGGCACCUUAUAGACUAACAGAUGUUUUGGAGC